CACACAAAUAAAAUACUAUUAAUCCAUAAAGAUUUGAUACACUUGGGCUUAUUCUAUACUAGUAGUGGAUGCUAUAGUCAAAACCAUAAAAAGCCCACGGCGCCGUUAAAAGAAUCCGUCAAAGUCAACAAAGCUAACGGUGAUCCCCGCACCAGAAGCAACGGAGAGAUCAACGGCAGUCGUUACUUGAAACCACCUGAGUCAAUUCAAGUCAAAGACACAUAUACUCCCCUUCACCCACCCAAAGGCCAAACCCUGCCCACGCGCACCUACGCACCCGAUACGCAUAAAAUCCGAUUCGCAGUCCACCCCUCACGUAUCGUUUCGGGUCCUCCAAUUUCGGGUUUCAGUUUCGGACAGUAUAAAUUGAGUAUUAACUGUUUAAAUAUCGAAACUUUACUCUCUGUCUGUCUCUCUCCCCUUGCGAAAGAAUCUGCCAUGGCUGAGAGCGCGAGCUUUGAAGCUCCGCAGGUAGGAAGUCAAGAACGACGUGAUGAGGAACCGCUUGAGGAAUUGCAGGAAUUCCACGUGGAAGAUGAUGAGGUAGAAGAAGAGGAGAAGAGUGGACACAGUGAGUCACAGCCACUCGGUGAGUCGCGGGAACUCGUUGAGCUGCCGAGUACUGAAGCGGAGGUGAGAGAGCCUCAAUCGGAAAACUUAGAAUCGCCUUCUACGGUUUCUUCUUUCCCGGAGAACGGUCAUUGUGCGGGUUUACGGGUGAAUUCUGCUCCAGAAUUCCAUGAGGCAGCCGAAUUGAAGGAGCAAAUUGAAGCGACCCACCAGAAAGCUUUGGGAAGUGUUAUGGCUUCUGAACCUCAAAUACAAAGAAAGCUAAAGUCAUCUGCUUGUCCUGCUCCCUUGUCGGAGCUGUCACCAACUUCUGUUACACAAUGUAUAUCUUCUGCUCAAAGUCCAACAUUGGCAGAAGAAAGACUUUCAAUGCCGAAGGUUGAUAGCUUUUGCACACCUGUAACAAUUAAACCGAAGUCUUCAGAUGUUAAAACUUUAUCUGUUGUUCCGAUCGUUAAAACUUCGGUUUCGGAUGGUUACAACUGGCGAAAAUAUGGUCAAAAACAAGUUAAGAGUCCCAAAGGCUCUCGAAGCUAUUACAAGUGUACUCAUUCUGACUGCAGUGUGAAGAAGAUUGAAUGCUCUGAUCACUCAGGUCAUGUAAUAGAGAUUGUUAAUAAAGGAAUGCAUACUCAUGAUCCUCCAAAGAAGUGUAAUAGCACCAGAGAAAACAGACUUCCAGUAUCUCCUACCCCGGCUUUGGCAAAUAAUGUCAUGGAGCAUCCUAUUGGAAUGCCUACUGAUUCAGAUCCAUCCACUUAUUUGAGACGACCUGCAGAGCACACAAGUACCAUACCUGAAAGAAAACGACAGAACUCAAGUGGCUUCGAGAGGAAUGGUGAAAGUCAAGUUAAGGAGGAGCAGGUUAAUGAGCCAGAGUCAAAACGGAGAUUGAAAAAAGACAAUUUGGUGUGUUCAGAUUCUCUACUAAAACCUGGAAAAAAACCAAAGCUUGUUGUGCAUGCAGCAGGUGAUGUGGGUAUCUCGGGUGAUGGAUACAGAUGGCGCAAGUAUGGACAGAAAAUGGUGAAAGGAAAUCCCAAUCCCAGGAACUACUACAGAUGCACUUCUGCUGGAUGUCCUGUCCGUAAGCACAUUGAAACCGCUGUAGAUAACACAAAUGCUGUUAUUAUUACAUAUAAAGGAGUGCAUGACCAUGACAUGCCCGUGCCAAAGAAGCGACAUGGCCCACCCAGUGGUCCUCUUGUUGCUGCUGCUUCUCCUGCUGCUAUGAACAACAAUGUGCAGUUGAAGAAAAGUGACUCCUUACAAAACCAAAGAACUUCAACCAAGUGGUCUGUAGGCACUGAAGGUGAAUUAACUGGUGAGGCAUUGGACCUAGGAGGCGAGAAGGCAAUGGAAUCAGCUCGAACUCUUUUGAGCAUUGGAUUUGAAAUCAAGCCUUGUUGAGAACUCCCCGGUUUUCUCGAGUGUACCAGGAACAGAAUUAAUGGCCCCUUGUUAAUAUGGAUGAUGAUGAUCUCCAUAUGAGCGGCUUAAGUUGUGAGGUUUGACAAUUUCCUUUGGCCCUUUUUCAAGUUAUUUUUUCUUAUCUUCGUGCUUUAAUAUAUUGGUAAACCGUUGUAUAUUUGGUAUUGUACACCUUGACUUGAUAGGAUGUCCUUAAUUCUAGUGGAACAAAUAAAAUUGGCUUCCAAGUGA
Tripterygium wilfordii is the source of this 2232-nucleotide messenger RNA. Its product is annotated as probable WRKY transcription factor 32. Gene Ontology annotation, molecular function: DNA-binding transcription factor activity; sequence-specific DNA binding. The record is from RefSeq and is a predicted model, not a curated record. The transcript has 5 exons. Bases 439 to 1980 code for a protein of 513 amino acids. Gene Ontology annotation, biological process: regulation of DNA-templated transcription. NCBI's taxonomy places the organism in Eukaryota, Viridiplantae, Streptophyta, Magnoliopsida, Celastrales, Celastraceae.